Messenger RNA from Saccoglossus kowalevskii, 792 nucleotides. Its product is annotated as RYamide receptor-like. Gene Ontology annotation, molecular function: neuropeptide Y receptor activity. NCBI's taxonomy places the organism in Eukaryota, Metazoa, Hemichordata, Enteropneusta, Harrimaniidae. Gene Ontology annotation, cellular component: plasma membrane. The record is from RefSeq and is a predicted model, not a curated record. Gene Ontology annotation, biological process: G protein-coupled receptor signaling pathway.
AUGCCGUGGUGCGGGCUGGACCACAGCUACGAUUAUGGGGAUCCAAACGCAACAAACCAAACAUACGAGUAUUUGGAUAUAGCUCUACCGGUCGACUGCCAGACACUCAUGAUUUGCGCGUUCACUUUGAAUAUGCUUCUGUCGAUUGUCGGCAACGUGCUGGUGCUUAUUGUCCUCAUCUGGAGGAAAUCAACCAGAUCGGAUCUGAAUCCAUUUCUUGUGAACCUCUCCGUUGCUGAUCUGAUGAUGGCUGUUUUCUGUAUGCCGUUCACAUUCCCCACGAUAAUGUUAGGAGAAUGGGUGUUUGGACGUGUUAUGUGUCCCGUGCUCAUAUUUAUGCAGCAGAUUUCCGUCAUCGUAAGUAUAUGUACACUAACUGCUAUUGGCAUUGAUCGAUACUUUGCUGUGAUGUACCCACUUAAAGUAAGAGUAACCAAGAAUAGAACAAAGAUUGUGUUCAUCUUCAUCUGGGUGAUAGCUAUCUCCCUGGCGACGGUACAGACCGUAUUUGUACGUGUGACCACAGCUAUUUCGACGGCGAAACUAUAUACUUCUGCAGUUAUCAAGAUGCUGGUGAUUAUCGUGGUGAUGUUCGCUGUGUGCUGGCUUCCUGUGCACAUAUUUAGAGUGAUUACCCUGUUUUACCCAUGGUUGUAUGACAAUUUUGAGUACCAGGACACCAUGCGACUGGUGAAUGCGGGAAUAUUAUGGUUCGCCAUGGCGCACAGUUUUGUAAAUCCGUUUAUUUAUGGAUUUCUCAACGACAGUUUCCGGAACGAGGCUGAAUUUUAG